AUGGGUGGAGGCGGCAAGAUCCCGUAUCCCAAGGAAGUCUGGUCUCCCGCGGGUGGCUGGUACGCUCAGCCCGCAAACUGGAGGGUCAACACUGCCAUCAUUGGCGCGGCUGUUCUUGGAGUUGUCGCUGUGACCUGGAGCAUCAGUGCCGACCGUGAGCACCGUGACAAGAUGCCCGAGCCGGGCAGAUUCUUCCCUAGUCGCUAG
Messenger RNA from Aspergillus welwitschiae, 207 nucleotides. RefSeq lists its product as uncharacterized. The transcript is spliced from 2 exons. The record is from RefSeq and is a predicted model, not a curated record. Lineage: Eukaryota; Fungi; Ascomycota; Eurotiomycetes; Eurotiales; Aspergillaceae. Bases 1 to 207 code for a protein of 68 amino acids.